This is a messenger RNA of Scatophagus argus, 4678 nucleotides long. Its product is annotated as carbohydrate sulfotransferase 11-like. The transcript has 4 exons. Lineage: Eukaryota; Metazoa; Chordata; Actinopteri; Scatophagidae. The record is from RefSeq and is a predicted model, not a curated record. Gene Ontology annotation, cellular component: membrane. Gene Ontology annotation, biological process: proteoglycan biosynthetic process; carbohydrate biosynthetic process. The coding region runs from base 552 to 1571 and encodes 339 amino acids. Gene Ontology annotation, molecular function: sulfotransferase activity.
UAAAAUAGACUUUCCUCGUCUAGAUUUAAUAUUUCCGAUAUAUAUUGAAUGCAGCAAAGCAGAACAGAGGAGAGGGCGCGCGAGAGAGGUUGGGCUGACGUCAUGGCACGUUGCCCCCUCCAUGUUUGGCUGAGAAGUUUGUGUAGCGUCGACAAACUCGAGAUACCAUUGGUUUGAGUAGCAACCAGAGCUCAGUGGAAGUGAAGUGUCUAUUCACAACUUCUCAUUUUUUAGUUUGGGCAUGUCACCUCAGCGUAACGUUAUUCCAUGUGUUAUAUAAGGUGACCUUGCUUAAUUUGUCAUCAUCAUUAAGUUAACGUUAAAAAACGGCAAUGGCGAGCGGGCGGAUUUGGAUUUAUGUCCCCCUCAAGUUAAAAUUAGCGGCUACCGUUAUUGCUGAAUGGGUUGUUGGGUUUUUUUCAGUUUCUUCAAUGAAUAAGUAGGUUUCUAUUUUCGGAGAGUCUCGCAUCCUGCUCUGUGUGGGCUCGUAUGAACCGUGUCGAGGCAGUAACGAGUUUUCGGGGGCUCCGCCAGCAGAGCCCGGCUUCAGGAUGAGGAUGCCCAGAGGAGGACGCUUAUUUCUGGCGACGUGCCUCGGCUCGCUCUUCUUCCUUGUGCUUUACUUUCAGAGCAUCACCAAGCCAGAACCUGGUGUGAAGACUGGCAGCAGCCCAGGGAUAAGUCGAAGUCCACUGCAGACCCCCUACAAUGGAGACCAGAAGCAGCCGGAGCUGUUGGCAGAUCAGCAGUCCCUCCAAGGCCGCAGGGAGCUGUUGGAGAAGGCGUGUCUGAGCCACAUGAGGAAGCGGCAGGUGCUUUCGCCUGAGGAUCUCAAACACCUCAUUGUGGAUGAUAAACACAGCCUUAUUUACUGCUAUGUACCCAAGGUAGCCUGCACCAAUUGGAAACGUGUCCUUAUGGUCCUCACCAGUGAUGGCCGCUACACCGACCCCCUCGCUAUCCCUGCGAACGAGGCCCAUGUGGCAGGUAACCUCCGCACACUUUCCGAGUUCUCAGUCUCUGAGAUCAACCAACGCCUUCGCAGCUACCUCAAGUUCAUCUUUGUGCGGGAGCCCUUUGAGCGCCUGGUGUCCGCCUACCGGAACAAGUUCACCCGUAGCUAUAACACCGCUUUCCACAAGCGCUACGGAACCAAAAUCAUCCGCCAGUACCGGCGCCACCCAAAGCCCGAAGCACUGGAGAAAGGGAAUGAUGUUUAUUUUCACGAGUUUGUCCAGUACCUUGUGGACCCUCGGACCCAACGAGAGGAACCUUUUAAUGAGCACUGGGAGCGAGUGCACUCCCUUUGCCAUCCCUGUCUGAUCCACUAUGACGUAGUGGGGAAGUACGAGACUCUGGAGCCAGAUGCUCAGGCUGUGCUCAGUUUGGCUGGAGUGGAGGGAACACUUCAGUUUCCAACAUCUGGUAAGAGCACCAGGACCGAUGGCAACAUGGCAGCACGCUACUUUGAGCAGAUCAGUCCUUUCUACCAGAAGAAACUGUUCAACCUGUAUCGAAUGGACUUCCUGCUGUUCAACUACUCCACACCAGAGUAUCUCAGGACUCAGUGAGGGGCAGAGAAGACAGGAUUGACAUCAUUGUCAUGAAGGGACCAGUUUGACAGUUUCCUUUCCUUUUUGACUUCAGACAUUUUGUUCGAGGUGGAUCAUUUUGCACUUUUGGUUUUCAUGGACUCUAGAUUGGUCUGUCACAAGCACUGUCUUGUUGCUUUGACACUCCAACAACAAUAUGAUUCAUUUGGUUUCAGUGAAUUUCUUAAUGGAACCAGACAUACUCCUGAGAAGAAAGGACAGAAUUCAGUAUUUAUUUUUUAUUCAUCUGAUUGAUAUUUCUCACCUAAGAAUUAAUUUGUCCAAGUGAGCAAUUCUUUGACUUUUAGUUUUUGUUGUCGGUUAAAGAGGGUCAUUGAAUUGGUGUGAUGUGCCUUUACCAGCACCCCUGUGGUGCCCACUACAGUAAUGGCUUCUUUUUCGAACUAAUGAGCCACAGAUGAAAGUCACAGUUCAGAGGAGCAGGUUCUCUUCUUGCAUGAGUAUACAGGUGAGUGUGCUGACUGUGAAACUGAAUGCAGCACAUUCAUUCAAAGCACAUGCAGUAUGACAAUAGCUGGGUGGCAUUUAUUUAUGUAUGUCAGUGCAUAAAGUAUUUAUUGUGUCAGAGACUUGUGUGGCAGUAAGGAUUUGGGCUCAUGAUUUUGUGAAAAUGAAUUUUAUUCAAAAGAAAACAAGAGUUAGUUGUUUUUAGUUGUGAAUUUUUGGUUUGUUGUUUUUGCAUGGAAAAUUACUCGCUGUCUUGGCUUUUGCACAUAAACUCAUCUUAAAUAGAGAUCUUCUGGACAGUUUAAAAAUCAUCAUAUCAUACUCUUUUCCCCUGAUUUCUGUAAUUAAAACCCUAUUCCUUAGACUUGUCUUCUCUAACUUGUCACAGUCCUAUCUUACAUGUAUGUCUGAGAGGAGGAAACUCUUCUGAGUUCCGGUAAAAGCUUGUUGCCACCUCUCCUCUAUCACUGUGUGCAUUUAGCUCUGGGCAGGUAGGCUGAACAAACAGCCACAUAGCUGUGGUCAGGCCUGGGUCCAGCCCAGCACUACCCCUCGUCAGAGCUCUCCUUGUUAGGGUGAACGCAGGCACCUGAGGGGUUAAUCCACCUACAGUCAUCUCCACUGCAGGGCCUUGUUCAGCAAAUGGAAUGGAAUUCAUGGUGAAUAAUAUUAAGUUAAUGAAGGGAAAUCAUUAUUAAUGGCCUGUUAUGCGAAAAUAUCAGUUUUAACCCAUCUUCAAGAAGUUACUGGGAAAUUACAAUGUUACAGCAGCAAACAAGAUAUAGAGGGUGCAAAGCAUGCAAGAAUAAGGGAAGGAUGAGCAUUCAAAAAGAAUAAAUACACAGGAAACCUGCAGUACCUGCAGCUGUACACAGUACAGAAAAGAAAAGACUAUUCACACUAGAGUCCCUCAAGUUAUGAUUAAUGGAUGGAUUGAUUAUUGUACCGAUUUGUUUCAGGAAAAUGAUUAAAGGAGAACUCAUCCGAAGAUGACUAAAUAAAUGAAAAAGAAAAAAAGAGGCUGUGUUCUAAAUUGCCUCAAGUGAUGUCACUUGGGUUAGCCUUGGCUGGGAUUGAAGACUACAAGUUUGAAAGUUUGAAAAUAAAAAAAAUCGAUGAGUGUGGUGACCUCACAAGCUCUGCAUUGUGAUUAUUGCCAUCAGGUUUGCCAAGGAAGAAGAAUGCUUUGAAUAAUAAAAAAUGUUUUAAAUCUGUCUAUCAAGAGUUUGACAAAAUUCAGGAGUGUAGUCUGCAAACCAGUAUUUUUUUGAAAACUAGUAGAGUGAGAUGUGCUACCUGAUUUUGUGUAAUUGGAGCAUAUUUUUACACAUUUCUGCAUAAUGAUUUUUUUUAAAGAAAAAAGAAAGGAUGCACAAAACUUGUAUGAUUUCAUAUAGAAUUGAAUAGCAAUUAUUUGUUGAAAUACAAGCUUUGGCGUUUCCAUCGGCAUAAAUUCUGAAAAAAAAAACGCAAAACGGCAUUAAUUUACACAAGCAGGAGCAGGAAAAAAUGUAAGCUGUAUGAGAGGUAAAUAUAGGUUAAGUUUGACUGAACCUUCACUUAUUAGUCAAAUCAGGUUAGAAUGUUUAAAAAUGGAUACCCAUGUAGCAAUGCCCUUUCUAAGGAUUCCCUACACUGUAACAAGUGACUUCCCAGUCUGUUCAAAGUGUCAGCCGUGCUUAUUAAGACACCAGUCUAGCAUGGAUGAAUUGGAAACUUUGACGGCUGGGUUUCAUCUGGACCUGACAUAGCUUGUUCUCCCUUAGAAUAACAAGAAUUUCCCCUGAAAAAACAAACAGGAUAUUAGUUCCAGUUUUGCUGAAAGAAGUGUGCAUGUCAAGACAAGUUGGUGUUGAACAAUUUCAUCUUUUUGUCUUCCAGAUUUAUUGUGUAAUAAAUGUCAUCUCGCUGGAGAAUAUUGACAGACAGAAACACUGCUUUUUGUCUGCCUGUAGUCAUGCUUUGAAAAGUGCAAUAUCUGUGUCUGAGUGUCGCUAAUGUGCUAAAUGCUUUAUUGUUAUAAAUGACUUCCUCUUUUAUUCAGGCCUGAAAUUCGUGCUAUCAUGCUCAGGUCACAUUUUAUUUUUCUGUUUGUUUCUGAUUGCAGCCAUGGAUUACAGGGUUUUCAUUUUAAUGCUCAGCUACGUAGCAGUAUGUGAUUUAAGCCAUAAUUUGCAAGAUGAUGUGACUUGCCAAAACCCAAUCACACCCUUCAUGUUUGUUCCUGCUACUGGCUCGAUGACAUGCUUCACAAAAUAUAUGUUUUACCUUUUCAUUUCUUUUUUUUUUCUUCUCUGGAAAAUACAGAAUACAAAAUAAGAAACAGCGUGUUCUUUCAAAGGGGUUAAACAUGCUGCACAUUCAUCUCAAAUGCCCAGACGCUGCUGUGUAUGAACACAGCUAGUCAGACCUUUCCUGCCAUUUCUGUAGAAAUGUCGCUUUAGUCAGACCUGUGAAAUAGUGAAUAGAACACAAUCUGAAAGAAUCUGUCGUGCAUUAGUUUACUUGUGCCACAAAACUGUGAAUGUGUUAACUUGAUAACUGCCAUGCACUUGUUGAUGUGUUGAUUGACUGGCUGGCUGCCUUGAAAUUUUAACAAAUACAGUGUCUUAACAGCA